Spirometra erinaceieuropaei is the source of this 1746-nucleotide messenger RNA. The record is from the annotation of a GenBank genome assembly. Lineage: Eukaryota; Metazoa; Platyhelminthes; Cestoda; Diphyllobothriidea; Diphyllobothriidae.
AUGAACUACGAGGAUGUCUUGAAUGCGCUCUACGGUAAUGGGCUUUUCCAGAUAAUACUUACAGUUUGCUGCUCGCUCACUAAUUUCGUCCUCAUUUUCGAAUUCCAGUCCAUAAUUUUCCUCCAUCUCACACCCAACUUCAACUGCUCCUCCAGUCGUCUCAGUGAAUUCAGACAGAUCACUUGGGUGACGAAAUCGGACUACCUGAGCUUUCAGAAAUCGCACCAACAGAUGGACCUUAACACGACUUUGAAAAGUUAUUUCCGUCCUUAUACGUCAGUAUCAGAGCAAUGUUGGGCUGUUGCACGGCAGCGGGGAGAUGAUGGACUGGAACUUAUGCAGCCAUUUGCCUGUGAUCAGUGGAGCUUCUCAAAUGACCCGAUGUCACGCACCCUGGUUACAGACUAUAAUCUCAUCUGUGACCGUCGAUAUCUUGUCACCCUGCUUGAAACCGUAUUUAUGAUGAGUGUAGCUGCAGGCUAUAGCAUGGCCAUAUUUACGGACAGGUUGAGCCGACGAAAACUGCUGCUUUUCUAUGCAGUUUGGGAUUGUCUAACGUCCGUCGGUAUUGUCUUGGCACCCACCCUUGCUACUGCUUUCAUUAUUCGAUCACUGCGUUCACUGUCGGCGUCCAUCCUUUAUCUACCACCCUGCAUCAUUGCGGAACUAGUACCGACUAGAAAGAGGGCCGUAUUUGUCAAUCUCUUUUGGAUUCCCUUUGGACUUGGUUACAUGCUGACUUCAGGUAUCGCUUAUUUAACACGUGAUUGGUUCCACUUUCGUCUAUACGGCCUUCUGCUCCUGAUCGUGUACCUUCCCCUCUUCUUCAUAGUACCCGAGUCGCCAAGAUGGUUAACCGUCAACGGUAGGUACGACGAGUUCGUCAGGGUACUGAAACAUAUUGCGGCAUGGAAUCGUGUGAAAUUGGAAGAGGGAUUCUAUGAAAAAGCUGUAGAGGCGGCCAGACAGACAGACAAUGAGAAGGCUGCAAAAGACAGCGUGCCCUCGGACUGCAAGCUUCUUGAUUCAGAUCAUUUUUGCGCAGUAAAAAAGGAACGUCCGCGCGACACUGUGCUAACUGUCUCACGCCUUCCGAAUAUGCGUUGCAAGUGUUUAGUCCUGGCCCUCGCGCAUUCAAGUAUUACGCUCUGUUACUUUGGCCUCAGCAUCAACGCCACAUUCACCAAUGAAAACGUCUUCCUAAACGUCUUCUUUCAGGGCUUUACGGAAAUACCCUCCGCCGUGGCAGCCUGGUUCAUAUCAAGCCAUGUAGGCAGACGACUCUCCUUAAUCCUUCUUCUCCUACUGACUACAGUAGCUGUGAUAACAACGACAGUCAUCAAACCACUCCAGCCCAUUGCAAGCAGUUUUAUUGCAAUUGCGGGUCGCAUGGCAGUAACGACCGCAUACUGCAUUUCGGACCUGUAUGUGGCGGAGAUGUUUCCCACUACCGUGCGUAAUAUGGGCAUCUACAUUAUUAUGUCAGCGGGUGCAGUGGUGGCCGCUCUGGCUCCCUAUCUAAAUCGACUGGCAGACACCUUCUACUAUCUGCCCAGCCUGCUUUACGGCAUUGUCUGCACUCUGGGCUCCCUGUUGGUCUUCUUCUACCUGCCCGAGACAAGAAAAUGUCCACUUGCCCAGACACUGGACGAAGCCGAAGAGCUUGUCCGUGGACACGAGGAGGAGUGGAUUGAACGCAUGAGCAGAACGACCACUGAAAUUACCCUAAACUCAAAGCAGAUUUAG